AUGACUGCCAGCAAGCCACAUGACCUUUACCACACAGUCAAUCUUGUGACGCAAUGUCUCUGCAUUCCGAUCGUAUCGAUCUUUGUGGCGCUGCGCUUCUACACCCGAUGGCGAUUUAAGCAGAGCCUCGGGAUUGAAGACUAUGCAUGCGCCGUGGCUUGGGGUCUGUUCAUGGGAUACUGCGGGAUUAGUAUUGUCGUCGGAAACCAUGGCGGAGGAUACCACUUCGAUGACCUACGUGAGGAGACCAAGGUCCAAUACAAGAAAUUCUGCUACAUCGCCACCAUUCUCUAUUGCCCAAUGGCACUGUUCGUCAAAAUCGCCCUUCUAUCCAUCCUAACCCGCAUUUUUGCACCCUACCGUGGCAAGGUGUGGUUUAUCUACAUUCUCCUCGGCUGUCUGUGCACCUACUACACCAUCGCCCUUAUAGUCAAGAUCCGAAUGUGUGAUCCGAUUCCGCUAUACUGGCUCGGAGAGCUUCCAAACGGCGGGGGCUCAUGUCUUGACCAGGCUGCCGCUCUUAUAGCCGACUCGGUGAUUAGCGUGGUUAGCGAUCUCAUCAUCCUUGUUCUGCCACUGCCAUUGACAUGGUCGCUACAAAUGGAGCGCAGUCGAAAGCUUCGUGUGAUUGGAAUUCUCGGUGCUGGAGGUCUUGCCACAGGGUUCAGUGUGUACCGACUGGUGCUGGUGUUGAAAGAUGGCAAUUCAACGGAUCAGAGUAUCGUUUUCAUGUGUGUUAUCAUGUCGGGCAAUGCCGAAGGUGGUAUCGGAUUGAUCUGCGCCUGUCUUCCUGUUUUAAACGUCCUUUACGCCCACUACCGGAGAGCAUAUUCGUCCCAGAAAUACUAUAACCAAAGCUCCGAUGUUCAACUAGGGGAUCGCAAAUCAGGGAACAAUUCUCACUCCGCCGGCCGAUUUGGCAAGACACCGAAUUUCGGUGAUCAGAAUGACCAAAGCCAUCUCAUUUCCUUUGCAGGCGCUCCAGACGCAAGCGACUCGAUUUAUAAUGAUGACGGGAUUAGAAAGACGAUCGCAGUGGAACAGACCGUGGAAAGUACAGAUAGCCAGAGUCGUUGA
Penicillium canariense is the source of this 1077-nucleotide messenger RNA. RefSeq lists its product as uncharacterized. Bases 1 to 1077 code for a protein of 358 amino acids. The transcript is spliced from 5 exons. Lineage: Eukaryota; Fungi; Ascomycota; Eurotiomycetes; Eurotiales; Aspergillaceae. The record is from RefSeq and is a predicted model, not a curated record.